Messenger RNA from Ictalurus furcatus (blue catfish), 2481 nucleotides. RefSeq names its product platelet-derived growth factor subunit A. Gene Ontology annotation, cellular component: membrane. Gene Ontology annotation, molecular function: growth factor activity; platelet-derived growth factor receptor binding. Gene Ontology annotation, biological process: platelet-derived growth factor receptor signaling pathway; positive regulation of MAP kinase activity; positive regulation of cell migration. NCBI's taxonomy places the organism in Eukaryota, Metazoa, Chordata, Actinopteri, Siluriformes, Ictaluridae. The transcript has 7 exons. The record is from RefSeq and is a predicted model, not a curated record. Bases 1185 to 1886 code for a protein of 233 amino acids.
UUUACAACCGCGGUGUGCAGAAAAGCAUCUCAGAAUGAACAACAUGGAAGACGGUACCACAAGGAAAAGUAUCCAUCCAUCCAUCCAUCUUCUACCACUUACUCCUUUUCAGGGUCAUGGGGAACCUGGAGCCUAUCCCAGGGAGCAUCGGGCACAAGGCGGGGUACACCCUGGACAGGGUGCCAAUCCAUUGCAGGGCACAAUCACAUACACACUCACACACCCAUUCAUACACUACGGACACUUUGGACACGCCAAUCAGCCUACCAUGCAUGUCUUUGGACUGGGGGAGGAAACCGGAGUACCCGGAGGAAACCCCCGCAGCACGGGGAGAACAUGCAAACUCCGCACACACAUGGCCAUGGUGGGACAAGGACAUGUAUAUUAGUACCUAUUAUUAUUAUUAUUAUUAUUAUUAUUAUUACUAUUAUUAUUAUUAUUUCUGACUUUGUGACGUCAGAACACUGUUUCUAAAUCUUUAGCAAGGGUUUUCUGUCCACACCGAAGUUAAGACACGCUGUAGAAUUGUUUAAAUGUUUAUUUCUCUUUCUAAAACGACUGGAGAAACUAAAAUGUGCAUUAUUUUUUUAAAAACCCUUCACUUUUUGUCUUUAGUUUCUUUUGGGGAGGUUGAAAAAUCUUCAUAACGGGGGCUGGGUUGGUUUCAAGUGCGCGAACGUUACAGGUGGACCGACCGCUCGAGGCUGCGGGGGCGCGCGUGCGUGUGCGCGCCUCCGUCGCAUUUUUUUAUUUGGAGCCACGAAGCGUUCAGAGUUCAUUCACGACCAGACGGAGCUCGGUGGAGCGCGCGCUUCACGGGGAAACCCCCAAAAACAAACAAGCGACACGCGCUCACAUCUCGGUCCUGCGGCACAAUUUGGGAUUACGUCGAGGAGGAGAACGUUCUUCAUCACCGAAAGGAUUCCUAUUCGGUCUUUUUUUUUACUUUUCUUUUUUUAAACAAUUUUUUUUUUUUUUUUUAACAAUUGUUGUUGUUUUAUAUCACGUUGACGGCGCGUGCACGAUGCAGCGAAGAUAAAGGAGAAACCGAGUCUUCAUUUUCGAUCACUUGGAACGCGAUGAUCGAGUCGGUCGCGUUUCGGGGAUCUCGACUCGACCGCGCCAGCGACCGUGUGUGCGGUCCGACCCUCCAUGGGAAGCAGUGAAAGCGCGCGUGAGCGGAGAUGAGAGCCGCGCUCUGCUGCCUCCUCGCGUGCUGCUGCUGCUGCUGCUGCUGCUUCUCCGUGCCGCACGCCGCCGCCGCCGCCGCAACCGGGGAGGCGCUGAUUCCUCGAGAGCUCAUCGAGAGACUGUCCAACAGCGAGAUCCACACCAUGAGUGACCUCCAGCGGCUUCUGGAGUUGCACACUGCAGAGAACGAGGUGGUUCAGGAGACUAAACGGCGCUACAGCAAAGAACAUCUCGACCACAACACCAACCUCAAGAGCUCACACACACGCCCGAGACACAAGAGGAGCAUUGAGGAAGCAGUCCCGGCCGCGUGCAAGACUCGGACGGAGGUGUACGAGAUCCCACGUUCUCAGGUGGACCCUACAGCCGCGAACUUCCUCAUCUGGCCACCAUGCGUAGAGGUGGCACGGUGCUCGGGCUGCUGCAACACCAGCGCCAUGCGCUGCCAUGCUAGCAAAAAACAACACCGGAGUGUCAAGGUGGCUAAGAUCGAGUAUGUGCGUCGCAAACCGAAACUGCGGGAGGUGCAGGUGCAGCUGGAGGAUCAUCUGGAGUGUGUGUGCGUGUCCAAACACCACACAGAGUCCCGCUUACACACAGGCCACUCUAGGGCAAGAGCUAAAAAGAGGAAAAGGAUACAGGAAAAGUCGGACAAAAAAAAAAAAUCUGAAAAAGCGUACACUCUCGGGUCUUAGUCUAACGUUGCCGCCGGACUGAGUUGGCAGGUAGGAGAUGUACGGUGAAUCUGACUGGAUCGACUUGGAGAGUGUGUGGUGAUAAAGAAGGGCCAGCCAUCUUGUCUAAUCAAAACUGAUUCUAUCUGACAUCAUCCAGAGAAAAGGCAGCCCGAGCAAACAAUCACCGCAAUCCACUCACCUUGGCCUGGAUUAAGCUAAACGGACCGUUGCGGAGCUUUCAGACCUUUUGGACUGGAUGUCUCUUGGACUUUUUGAUUUAAAAAAAAAAAAAAAAGACGCAAAUUCAGCUGAUGGACGGAUUUUUUUUUUUUUUUUUUCAGUCAAAACUAUAAAGACUGCAGAUUUUCCUUGGCUUCGGCGUGGAGUCUGAAUGCUCAUAACGGACGGUCCCGGCUUGGAUCUUGGAUCUACCAUAUAAUGGACAGACACAACUAUUCACUUCUAUAGCAAGAUUCCUUUCUUCCAGCAAACACUUUUUUCAGUAUACACUCUUAUUUUUGUAGCCCCAUUUUCUAUUCAGAUUCAUAUGCUGUAUGUACAGUAGAAAAAAAAACAGCCUCCAAUAGCCUUUAAUAAACUAUUUAUAAGUGCA